AUGGGUUGUCGACCAAGUUCACUUCCAAUGGAGCAAAAUUUAAAACUUGGCAAAUGCGAUGACGAGCCGCGGGUUGAUCCCAAUCAGUAUCGACGGCUGGUUGGUAAACUCCUUUACUUGCAGGCGACGAGACCUGACAUCACAUACGCCGUCAAUGUUCUAAGUCAAUUUGUAAAUGACCCAAGACAGAGUCACAUGGAUGCGUGCAACCGAGUUUUACGAUACCUUAAGACGACACCAGGUCAAGGUAUUUUGAUUCCAAAAGGGGGAGGUACAAAUCUCAUCGCUUACUGUGACUCAGAUUGGCUUUGUUGUCCAUUCACAAGGCGGUCACGAACAGGUUAUCUUCUUCUUUUAGGUGGUGCUCCUAUUUCAUGGAAAUCGAAGAAGCAGUCUGUCGUCUCUCGAUCAUCCGCCGAAGCAGAAUAUAGAGCAAUGGCAAAUGCAGUUAGUGAAGUGCUGUGGAUGAGGUGGCUCCUUAGCUUGCUUGAACUCGCCCCCAUCGGCCCAACACCCUUGUUUUGUGAUAAUCAAGCCGCUCGUCAUAUAGAAAACAAUCCAGUGUUCCAUGAACGAACCAAGCAUGUAGAAAUGGACUGUCAUUUCGUUAGAGAACGUGUUGAGUCCAAAGAAAUACAACCGAUGAAAAUUGACGCUAAAAAUCAGAUUGCCGACAUUCUCACGAAGCCCUUGGGUACCCAUCAGUUCCGCACGUUACUAGACAAGUUGGGCAUUCAAGACCUCCAUGCUCCAUCUUAA
Molecule: messenger RNA, 759 nt
Organism: Helianthus annuus (common sunflower)
Lineage: Eukaryota; Viridiplantae; Streptophyta; Magnoliopsida; Asterales; Asteraceae
Product: secreted RxLR effector protein 161-like
Exons: 1
Coding region: 1-759 (252 amino acids)
Source: RefSeq, a predicted model, not a curated record